This is a messenger RNA of Yarrowia lipolytica CLIB122, 1878 nucleotides long. RefSeq lists its product as uncharacterized. Gene Ontology annotation, biological process: tetrahydrofolate interconversion. Lineage: Eukaryota; Fungi; Ascomycota; Dipodascomycetes; Dipodascales. The record is from RefSeq and is a predicted model, not a curated record. Gene Ontology annotation, molecular function: methylenetetrahydrofolate reductase [NAD(P)H] activity; FAD binding. Gene Ontology annotation, cellular component: cytosol.
AUGUCGACCAUCACAAAACUCAUUGCGGGCCUCAAGCCUGAUGAGAAGUUCUUCUCCCUGGAGUUUUUUCCUCCAAAGACCCAGAACGGUAUGGCCAACUUCCGAGCCCGUCUGGCCCGAAUGGCGGCUCUCAAACCUCUGUUCAUCACAAUUACCUGGGGAGCCGGAGGCUCGACCGCCAAGAAGUCUCUGGACAUUGCCAGCGAGUGCCAGAGCAUGGGUCUCGAUGUGUGUCUGCAUCUGACCUGUACCAAUAUGGACCCUGCUCUGAUUGAUCAGGCUCUGGAGGCUGCUUCCAAGGCCGGAAUCUGCAACAUCCUGGCUCUUCGAGGUGACCCUCCGCGAGGUGAGGAGUACUGGCAGCCCGCUUCUCCUGAGUUUCAGCAUGCCGCUGAUCUCGUCAAGUACAUCAAAAAGAAGCAUGGAAACAAGUUCUGUGUUGGUGUGGCCGGCUACCCAGAGGGCCAUGUUGACGGCUCUGACGCCUCUCACCAGGACUUCCACCACGACCUACCCUACCUCAAGGAGAAGGUCGAGGCCGGAGCCGACUUCAUUAUUACCCAGAUGUUCUACGACGACAACAAGUUCCUUGAGUACAACAAGGCUGUUCGAGAGUUCUCCCCACUGCUCAAGAAUAUCACCAUCAUCCCCGGACUCAUGCCCAUCAACACAUACACAUCGUUUGUUCGAGCCGCCAGACUAUCGCAUGCCUCUGUGCCUCCUGCCAUUCUGGACCGAAUCCAGGCCGUCCCUACCGGCAACGAUCAGCAGGUUAAAGACAUUGGUGUUGAAGUGGUCUCUGACAUUGUCAACGACGUGUACACCAAAACCAACAAGACUGUGCGAGGUUUCCACUUCUACACCCUCAACCUGGAGCGAUCUGUGGCACGAAUUCUAGAACGAUCAGGCUUCCUUACAAUUGAGGAAGACUGCGCGGUUGAGGAGGCUACAGGAUCCACCGCUUCCACCACCCCCAACAAGACUCCUCUUCGACGACGAUCCUCGGCCACCCAUCGAAACCGAGUGGUUGAUGACGCUCGACAUCACCCUGAUGCCCCCAAGGAGGAGCCUGACCUCACUACCCUUGCAUUGGCAAUUGCAUCCGGUGAAGGUGCUGUUGGACGAGAGGCCGUGUGGGAUGAUUUCCCUAACGGUCGAUUCGGAGACUCUUCUUCCCCUGCCUUUGGAGAGAUUGAUGGCUAUGGCCCUUCUAUCCACGUGCCUCCUGCAAGAGCUCUCGAACUAUGGGGCUACCCUGUGGACGAUGCUGAUCUGUCCAAGCUCUUUGCCGACACCAUUGUCGGCAAACUGCCCUUCAUGCCCUGGUCUGACCAGACCCUUUCUCCUGAGACAAUGCUCAUCCAGGAGCAGCUUAUGGAGUUGAACCAGAAGGGCAUUUGGACUGUGGCUUCUCAACCCGCUUGUAACGCUCUCAAGUCCGACGACAAUAUCUUCGGAUGGGGCCCCAAGGGCGGCUAUGUCUUCCAGAAGUCUUUUGCUGAGUUUUUUAUCUCUCCUGAGCAGUGGAAGAAGCUCAAGCCUCUGCUGGACGCACAGGAGGAUCUCGUCUCUUACUACGUUGCAAAGUCCGACAAGCUGGUCGACACCAACGUUUCUGAGCGAGCCUCUAACGGUGUCACCUGGGGGGUCUUCCCCAACAGAGAGAUUGUGCAGACCACCAUCAUCCAGGAGGACUCUUUUGAUGCGUGGAGAGAAGAAGCCUUCAGCAUCUGGAGUGAAUGGCGAGCCCUGUACAAGAAGAACACUGCAUCAUUCAAGCUGCUUGACAAGAUUAUCAACGAGUAUCUUCUCGUUACAGUCAUUCAUCAUGACUACGUUGAGGAGGACGGGCUCUGGGAGCUUCUGGGAAGCGUCUAA